AUGGAAUGGAUAGAAACACCUUCAGGGAAUAGAAUAUCGGUUUCCAGUAAGUUACACAAUAAGGAGAAUAUCCAAAUCAAAGGGAACUCUACGAUCGGACCAGGAGUAGAAUUAAAUGCUUUAGAAAAUGAAGUUUCCAUCUUAAUAGGGAAAUACUGUUACUUAUCAGAAAACUGUCAUAUAACUCCCCCAUUAUUGAAACCUGGAGUCUAUGGACAAUUUAAAAUGGGGAAUUACACCAUUAUAGGCAAGGAUUGUAUCUUGAAGGCAGCAGCAAUUGGGAAUAGGGUGGUGAUAGAGUCUGAUUGUAAGGUUGAUGAAUUAGCUAUCAUUUACGAUUGUUGUAUCAUACGACAAGGCACCAUCAUACCUCCCAAAAUGAUCAUACCUCCAUUUAGUGAAGUCAGAGGAGUUCCUGGUAAGAAUUUCAAAGUGUCCCAAUUAGGAACAGGGUACAAGAGAACCAUUGAGAUCGAAGCUAAAGAAUUACAGAUAUUGGGGAUGUAA
This is a messenger RNA of Yamadazyma jaroonii, 507 nucleotides long. The record is from the annotation of a GenBank genome assembly. NCBI's taxonomy places the organism in Eukaryota, Fungi, Ascomycota, Pichiomycetes, Serinales, Debaryomycetaceae.